AUGGCACCUGAAUCCGUGAUUAACACUGAGUAUACCUCACAAGUUGAUAUUUGGGCUCUUGGCUGUACUGUCUAUGAGCUGAUUACGGGGACACCACUGUGGGAAGACGCAGAUGGUGAUGAUGUGUUGGACAAAAUCGAGUUUGAGGAACCAAAGUUUCAGAAUUCAAAGUUGUCAAAUGAGGCUCAAAAUUUUCUGGAAAAAUGUCUUGUGAAGAAUCCCAGCUCGCGUUGGACUGUGGACAUGCUCUUGAACCAUACUUUUCUGCAGAAUUCAUCCAAAGUAGCCAACACAGCAAAGACAAGGAAGAAGAAAAGUGAUUCAAUGUCCCUUCUACACAAACCAAUCCAGAAGAUAACAUUCAAGAUCGGCCAUCAUAAAUUCUCGAGGCAAUUGCUGGAUCCAAAGCCCCUUCUAGACAAACCAAUCAAGAAGAUAACAUUCAAGAUCGGCAAUCAUAAAUUCGUGAGGCAAUUGACAGAUCUGAAGGAAGUAGAGAAUGAAACUUGUGGAAGGGUACUGAGUACUGACAAUAGUUAG
Molecule: messenger RNA, 540 nt
Organism: Solanum stenotomum
Lineage: Eukaryota; Viridiplantae; Streptophyta; Magnoliopsida; Solanales; Solanaceae
Product: mitogen-activated protein kinase kinase kinase 20
Exons: 1
Coding region: 1-540 (179 amino acids)
Biological process (GO): protein phosphorylation
Molecular function (GO): protein kinase activity; ATP binding
Source: RefSeq, a predicted model, not a curated record